AUGUCUAAUAACGAUAAAAUAAUCGAAGAUAUUGCCGAGGGAAUAGAAAAUUAUCCGAUUAGGCUACUAUAUCAAGAGAGAAGUCAAGUCGAGGAAUUAAAGAGACAACACAUAAAGUAUGUCAAACAUAAUGUAUCACUAGACAGUGAUUUCUAUUAUGAUGGGUGUGAUUGUGCAGAUAAUUGCGAGUCGUCAGAAUGUGGAUGUAAAUCUACUCAUGGUUAUUUUUACACAAGUCAAAUAUCAGGUCUAGAUCCGAAACUGUUUCAAUCCACAUUCAAUCGUACAAUUUACGAGUGUAACUCUUUAUGUGUUUGUUUAAAUCAAUGCCAGAAUCGCCUCGUGCAACAUGGAGUUGCUUUGCCAUUAGAAAUAUUCAGAACAUCCUUGUGUGGGUGGGGUGUCCGUGUACCAUUAUCUCAUACGAAUAAUAGUAAAGAAAAAGAUGCGGACGACCAAAUUGUGAUUAAAAAAGGACAAUUUGUCUGCGAAUAUGCUGGUGAAAUCAUAAAAACAGACGAGGCCAGACGGAGGUGGAGAUCGUACAAGAAUGACUAUGGAAUUUCUGAUAAUUAUAUACUUUGUGUAAGAGAGCAUAUUGGAAAAGAUCGCAUUCUUCGGACGAAUAUAGAUCCAACACGUAUAGGAAAUGUCGGUCGAUACAUUAAUCAUUCAUGUUCACCAAACUUGCAAAUGUUUUUAGUUCGAGUAAAUUCUUUGGUACCGGCCGCAGCAUUAUUUGCAACACGUGAAAUUCGAGCAAAUGAAGAAUUGAGUUUUGAUUAUUCGGGUCAGAUUGGAAUAGGGAUUGAAGAUGCAAAACUGAGCGAUAGUAAUGAAGAAGAUAAUGGUAGUGAAAAAUGUAUCGUUAGGAAUAGAAAACCCUGUUUUUGUGGAAGUGAGAAUUGUCAUGGAUAUUUGCCUUUCGAUGAAUCAUUAUAA
Messenger RNA from Ambispora leptoticha, 942 nucleotides. The record is from the annotation of a GenBank genome assembly. Lineage: Eukaryota; Fungi; Glomeromycota; Glomeromycetes; Archaeosporales; Ambisporaceae.